Molecule: messenger RNA, 2238 nt
Organism: Manihot esculenta (cassava)
Lineage: Eukaryota; Viridiplantae; Streptophyta; Magnoliopsida; Malpighiales; Euphorbiaceae
Product: probable WRKY transcription factor 31
Exons: 6
Coding region: 143-1852 (569 amino acids)
Biological process (GO): regulation of DNA-templated transcription
Molecular function (GO): sequence-specific DNA binding; DNA-binding transcription factor activity
Source: RefSeq, a predicted model, not a curated record
CAAAGUAUAUUUUUUCUGCAUAUUCAUGCUCUAAGAUGGAUCACGCAUUUCACAUUUGGUCUUCAGUCCACCUCCUCUCUUUAUUGCCUAGCUAGCCCCCCCUACCCCUUCUCUCUUUCUACCCUUUUGCUCCCGUUUUUUAAUGGACAAGCCUCUAGGACUCUCCUUUGGCACUGAUCCCACGAGUUCUUUGAUCAUUUCCCAGCCGCCUGGAAUAAACACUGCGUGGAAGCACGAUAUCAUUAUCAUGGACCCAUCUAAUGAUCGCCCUCUAAACCACUGCUCUGGCGAUGAAUAUCGUUCCAUUUCCAAUGGAAAAAGAGUGAUUACUGAGAUGGAUUUCUUUGCUGUUGGGAGCUGUCCCAAGCAAAAAGCCUGUAUUAUCAAGAAAGAGUGUAUAGAUGAAAGGGUGGAGCAACAGAAUGAAGACGAUGUAAAUAUUGGUUUGAAUCUUCUAACGGGAAACAGUGGUAGUUGUAAUAAAUCAAUGGUGGAAGAUGGAACAUCUCAAACCAAGGAAGUUUACGAUCAAAGGAAGAAAGAGCUCGAACUUUUGCAGGCUGAAAUAGAUCAUAUGAACGAAGAGAAUCAGCUUUUGAAAGGCAUACUUAAUCAGGUGAACCGCAACUACUAUGCCCUACAGAUGCAUGUUGUUGCACUCAAGCAGCGGCAACAGAUUCACAAGGCUACAACUGUGAAAAACGAGGAGGUGAUUAAUGGAAAUCUCGAAGAGAAGCAGCGUAAGGGAUCUAUCUUUGCAAGACAGUUUCUGGAUCUGGGUAAAGCUGAGAGGGCGGAAAUGGGUGAAGGCCGUUCCCAGUCAACGUCUGAGGAAAGAAAUCGGGAUUGCGCAGUAUCGCCUAAUAUAGUUGAGUCAAUGGAGCAUAAUAAGUCACAGAUGAUCAGUAAUAGCUCUAUUAGUGGAGUUUUUCCAGUACUUGAUCCUCUGAGAAGGAGUGGUGAUGGAGAAAUAAGCGAUCAUAAGACUUCAGAAGAAGCAUUUCAUGGAUGGGUUCCAAACAAAGUUCCCAAGAUUAAUACUUCAAGGGAUGUUGAUGAUGAACAGAAAGAAGAAACCAUGUCCAUGAUUAGAAAAGCCCGCGUCGCAGUUCGAGCACGAUCAGAGGCAUCCAUGAUCUCUGAUGGAUGCCAAUGGAGAAAGUAUGGACAGAAAGUGGCUAAAGGUAACCCAUGUCCCCGAGCCUAUUAUCGAUGCACUAUGGCAGCUGGAUGCACAGUCCGGAAACAGGUACAAAGGUGUUCAGAGGAUCAAGCAGUACUUAUAACAACUUACGAAGGUCAUCACAACCAUCCACUUUCUCCAGCCGCAAUGGCUAUGGCAUCUACCACAUCAGCAGCAGCUUCAAUGCUACUUUCAGGGUCUAUGCCUAGUCCUGACGGGCUAAUGAACACAAAUUUAUUAGCAAAAACUUUAGCUUGCCCACCAGGCUUCGCAACAAUUUCAGCUUCAGCUCCAUUUCCUACUGUAACACUGGACCUCACUCACUCUCCCAUUUCCAGCUCCUCACAGAGUCCUCAAGGCCAUUUACUUCUCCCUUCUCUGAACUUCCCCCACAAUUUUGCAUCUGCCCUAAAUGUUUCUGCGGGAGCCCUACACAACCAAUAUAAAGUUUCUGGUCUUUUAAGCCCUCAUCAGGGAAUGGAGCUGCCUCAAAUACUUCCAUUAAUGGCGGACACUAGUGUUAGUGCAGCAACGGCUGCUCUCACUGCAGACCCUAACUUCACUGCAGCUUUAGUUGCAGCUAUCAGUUCCAUCAUUGGCAAUGUUCAAGCAAGUAGUAACGCUAAUAACAGCUCCACAAUAAGGAACAGUAUCGACAACAGCACAUGAAAUGAGCAUGAUAUUUGUAUUGAUAUCGACAAUGUAAAGUGCAAUGAGGAAUUUCUUUGUCAAUGUGAAUGUGUUUAGUUUCAAUCUUUUUUCCUUUUCCCCCAAACAGGAAGAGUAAUUGGGUCCAAUUUUCCUUGUCAAUUAGCAUAGCUGGAGUAAUUUUUGUUGUUGAGAUGUUGUCCAAGCACUAGGAUUAGUGCAAGUUAUCAUCAUCUAGGGUUUCUAAUUAAUCAACUAUGUACUUGCCUUAGGUAUCAUCAGGAAAAAAAUAUUGUUUCACUCUUAAAAAAUUACUUGCAAAAUUUAAGAAUUUUCUUUUCCUUUUUACUUGUGGUUGGACCUAUUAAAAAAAUUUCCAUACUUCUUUUAAAACUAUCAAUUAAUAA